Pocillopora verrucosa is the source of this 2325-nucleotide messenger RNA. Its product is annotated as cilia- and flagella-associated protein 299. Lineage: Eukaryota; Metazoa; Cnidaria; Anthozoa; Scleractinia; Pocilloporidae. The record is from RefSeq and is a predicted model, not a curated record.
AAAUCUAAUAUGGACGAAGAGGCAGUAGGAGCGACCGAUAACAUUGUCACCGAAUUUGCCACAUAUGAAGACUUUCUCGACAGUCAAAUAACCCCAUUAGAUCUCUACUACCUUGAGGAUGAGGAAUUGGCACGACAGCUGGUAGAGUUAGGCUACAGAGGAAGCGGAGAGGUUCUGAAAAGGGAAGAAUUUGAGGCCAGAAAACAAGCUGCUGAGGCAAGCAGACUGUCAAAAAGAAGUCAGCAAAAAACUUUGGCCAGCUCUGGCAAAGAUCUUAAAGAUGCAUUCUUGAGGGCAUUAGCCCAGCGGGAAGAAGCAAACAGGAGUGGGAAAAUGACAUCCAUUAUCUUUAUCAGAGACAAGAAUGCGAGAGGGCAGGAAAUAUCAGGCUAUAUUGACUAUGCGCAUCGCCUAAAAACAGAGGACUUUGAACCUUACUUUAAUGGAAGGAAAAGACUACUUCCCAGACCAUCAGAUUUGAGUUUUUAUAACUGGGAAACACAAACUGCAACUUCAAAUCCCACUCCAAACUAUCAGGUCAUUGCUGAAAACUCCUCAGGUUUGCUUUUCAAGAACAAGAGAGACAGAAAAAUAUUGAAUGUGGAUCCAAAGGCACUAACACCUGGUGACAACUCAGCAAGGAUUCCCAUUGAAACUGCAAAAUAUAUUCAAGUGGUAAUCUACGAUCACAUUACUCGGAGAAAGACGUAAUGCACAAUCUGCAAGGUUGUUUAUAAUAUGGACACAUUGAAAUGUAAAUAUUUGAUCCUGUUAUAUAGGGUUUAUAUGAAAUCACAUUAUGGUAAUUGAUAUAACCCAUUUUUUUCUUUGUGUUGUGAGAUACUGCUGGUUACCAUGUUUAUUUUGAGUAGAAGUUUUGUGUCAUAGAAAGGACAAAAAUGAAGACACGUUUUUUAUCACCGGAGAGCUGAUAAAUAAAAAAUCGUUUGUAAAUUUAAAAUGGACUCUAUUGACGCUGCUCUGAGCGCGGGCUCUGUUCACGACAUUAGCUGGUUAUCUAGAGUUUUUCCAGGCGAAAGAACAUUACCAUUCUACUUGCAUCUGAUCAAAUACUUUGGAGCCAAAACCACGAGUAUCACAUGCCAAUCCAAGAGCGAAACUGACGAAGAUCUAACAGUAUAUUUUCAUCCUCUUUUUGUCCAAAAAAGUGCUAAAUUGUGACCAUAAAAAUUCGGGUAUGCCCAAAAUUCUUCCCUGCCUUUUUACCAUGGGAUAAUCCUUCCGCGCCCCUGCGUAGAUGAGUGCUUUAAUAUCUCGUGUGCUGCAGCACCUAUACGUGUGUGAAGCGUCGCUUGUUCGUGGGAAUCACACGCCUUUUCCACGCGAGUAUUUGACGGACUUCUCAGUUAUCCGCCACGUAUGGUAAGGGACUACGUUCGUUUAAGUUAAUCCGGGAUGCAAAAAGACUUAAUGUACUUUUCAUCCUUAAACUCCCAUGAGUGACCAAGACAGAAUUUCUCCUAACAAUAUUAAUACAAUAUUAAUACAAUAUCAACCAGAUAAGUGAUGAGGAUAAAGAAAAAUAUCAAUUUGGGGAUAAUUAGUUGAUCCAGUACUAAAUUCUCUGAACUAACAUUGUAAGAAUUGUAUGGUUGAAAGUAAGGAGAAUUACAAAUUUGAUCUGGGAGUUUUAGUGUUAAAAUAUGGACGUCGAAAUGACACAUUACUCUUAGGGCUACAUUAUUUCCCAUUCUGGGUCCAAUAAAUUAAUGAAAGGUGCGAAAUAAAACGAGGAGCUGGGGAGAGAAGCUGUGUUCUUCUACUGUAGGUCUUUUUUUUUUGUUUGUUUUUUUUUUUCGCUCAGGGUUUUUCACUUUGAUUUGCCGUAAUCUGUGACGCUUUUGAUGCCCAAUGGUGGCUUAUUAGAACGUUUGGCUGCACAUCAGGCGAGUUUGGUCAAACCAGGGAUCGUCUCGGUAUUUUGAAAGCGAACUUGUUACCGAGCGAUAUUAGUUCAUUGACUUGAUUUCAAAGCAUAUCGGGCGAUCAGAGUGAGCUUCUGAUUGGCUAAGUUCAAAUUUGGUAAAUGCUAGCAACAUAGGCACAAUGUUGCAAUACGCAAUGAGUGCAAAACUAGAUAAAGAAUCUUUAGAAGACUCUGCUACGAACUAAUUUAUCAAAGAAAGCCACGAGACUCGCUAGUUGGUUGCAACCUAAGCAGUUGCACACAAAAGCCUUUGAUGGGAUUCCGUCUUAUCUUGAAUCUGUUUUGCAAUUGCCUAAAUCACUGCCCGCUUGCGAGGAUCAUGGCUUUAUUUGAUUUUUUAUCCACACGUUAAAUGAACUUUAUUUCAUUAAAAAAUU